This is a messenger RNA of Schistocerca cancellata (South American locust), 1191 nucleotides long. RefSeq lists its product as uncharacterized. The record is from RefSeq and is a predicted model, not a curated record. The transcript has 2 exons. NCBI's taxonomy places the organism in Eukaryota, Metazoa, Arthropoda, Insecta, Orthoptera, Acrididae. Bases 731 to 1189 code for a protein of 152 amino acids. Gene Ontology annotation, molecular function: nucleic acid binding.
GUUCUCUCCAGGCGCUGAAUAGCACGUCAGCUGUGUCGGGAGUCGCUUCGCUCGGAAGCACUGCUACAAACAGCCUCGGGUGCCGUAUUAAGUUACUAGAGAUACGCGGAACCGUGAAAGCAUUUCAAGUACUCUGUUGAUGGAAGGAACUGAACCUCUACAAAAUGGCAACUCUUCAAGGCAAGGCACAAUGUGUGUCUUGGUUAACUGAGACUCAAUGAAAUUUCAGAACGAAGUAUGGAAGAGAUCCACCACUGCACCCUUCAAUCUGUGCAUGGCACAAAAAAUUUAUGGAGACAGGCACAGUGUUGGAUAAAGGGAGGAGCAGGCGACCAAGAACAUCCGAGAAAAACAUCGAUCAUGUUUUAAACACUUUCACUCGUUCAUCUACGAAGUCUAUCCGCACUGCUGCCAGACAGUUGCAACUACCAUGUUCAACUAUGCAUAAGGUCCUCCACAAGAACUUAUGGUUGUACACUUACAAAGUGCAACUGUUACAGACACUUGAGCCAAAUGAUAAGCCAAAAUGGACAGUUUUCACUCAACAUGCUGGAACACCUUUCAGAGGAUGAAGCAUUCCUCAAGCAAGUUAGUUUCAGUGAUGAGGCAACUUUUCAUGUUUCUGGGACAUUAAACAGACACAAUGUGAAAAUCUGGGUAUCUGACACACCCCUAUGUGACUAGGGAGCUUCACUGGGAUAGUACAAAAGUGAAUGUGUGAUGUGGAAUCAUGUGCAACCGAAUAAUUGGUCAAUUUUUCUUCAAUAAGUCAACAAUUACUGCAGAUGUUUACCUCGACCUUCUGACCGAAUAUGAAGCACCACAACUGACUGAUUUAAAACCAACUACCAUUUUCCAGCAAGAUGGUGCACCACCAUAUUGGGGACUGCAUGUUUGUCAGUUCCUCAAUGAAACAUUUCCAGGCAAAUGGAUUGGGAGGGAUGGGCCAAUUCCUUGGCCACCGCAUUCACCUGAUAUCACUCCCUUGGACUUUUUUUAUGGGGGUAUGCAAAAGAUAUCAUGUAUCAAACACGGAUCACGGAUACGGGACAUUGCUGACUUGAAGCAAAGGAUUCGUAAUGCCAUUGCCACUAUUGAUGACACUAUGCUACAGCAAACAUGGCAAGAAAUCAAGUACUGUCUUGAUGUGCUUUGUGCAACUAAAGGUGCCCAUAUAGAGGGCUAUUAAAC